GAAUCGAACUGGUGACUUCCUGGUGCCUGGGACUGCGCUCAACCCGCUGAGCCACGCCGGCUGGGCCAAAAACAGUGUUUUUUAAUAUAAAUGAUCCUUAUAAACUCUCUCAAGGCAUACUGUUAUCAAAUUAACGUAUUCCUAUCUCCCACCCUCUGAAUUUAAUUUACAUACAUCUUUCCUGGCAUGUGGAAUUUCUACUCUCUUUCUCUUACUAGAAAUAAAUGACAUAAGAUUUAGGACUCUCUUCUUUCAUUAUGUCUUAUCUCCUCUCUGCUGUCUACCUCUGUUCCCACAAGCCCGUGUUUCAAGACAUCAUGUCCAUUUUAGAAGUUCUCUGCUGUUUCUGAAAGAGGCUCACAGGUGGCGAGUGGCCUGUGCUGCCUGAGUGUCAGCUCACAGGAGGCGUUUGCCUUCGGAGCCUGGCUGCCAGUGCCGGCUGGCCGGUGCCUCCGGAGGCGCUGGUCCCUGCUCUGCCCGCUUCUCCUUCCUCGCGAGUGGCUCCUUGCACUACCCUGUGCUGCUGCUUUCUUAUCUUGAUCUUUCAGUGUUGGGGUGGCCCCUCAGUCCUUAGACUUUUUAUUUACACUCACUUCUUGGGUCAUUUCAUUCCGUCCCGUGGCACAAGUACCGACACCAGGUUUACCUGCGCGCCCUGCACCUGGGCCCUGGUGUCCAGCUGCUUUCAUCUUCUCCGCUUGAUCCCGAUUCGGCAUCUCAGACGUGACCAAAAGCAAACUCCUGCACUCUGACCCCCAAAACCUGACCUCCCUGUCAUCUCUGUCACCUUCGUAAAUACUAACGCCGUCCUUCCAUUUGGAGGCAUAUUUGAGUCUUCUCUUCUGCAUUAGCUGUUGGCAAAUCCCACCUACCAGCAAGACCUUCAGAAAAGAUCCUGAAACCAAGCGCCUGUUGCUGCCUCUGCUGCUGCGGGCCGCCAGUGUCCCUCGGCUUCACCGCUGUAGUCUCCCCAGUGCUGCUCUCUUGUCCCCCAGUCAGUAAUGGCUUCCUUAGAACAGCUUCUUCAGAAGCAUCCUCUGUGAGCUCCUCUCCACCAGCCAGCAGCCAGCAACUGGGAUCGGGUCGCCGCUCUGCGCCUCACCGAGUCAGUGCCCACGUCCCGGCAGGCUUGCUUCUGGCGGCCCGUCUGCCCCCUCCUGACCCCUGCUCUGCCCCCACACCGGCUCCGCUGGUCCUGACACACGGCCUCGGCGGCGUCCGUCCGUGCCCUCUGCUUCGCGCUCCCCCAUCAGCCCCUGUGCCACCUGAAACAUCUCCUGCCACUUAGAAGUUGCUCUGUUUUCUCCAAGGUGCUGGCAUUUAUUUGUGAGUUUGUUAUUUCCUAGAGCUUUUUUCAUUAGAACAUAAGCACAGAUGAGGGCAGGAACCCUUUUUGCUCUCCGCCGUAUCCUCAGUGCCUGGAAUAGUGUCUGGAAUAGAGCAGGUGUCUCAUAAUUUCCCCGACAUUGUUAUAUUGGGAGAUCAGAACACACAAAGAUUUGUAGCUGUUAGGCCAUUUAAGGAAUGGUUGAAAUCUUUUUUUUCUGCCAGUUUUAGGAUAAAUUUGAGGUAAUUUUUACUUCUAAGUAUAGUCAGUGGCCAGUUAGCUUAGUCCUGUCAGCCAAGCCCGGCCCAGCCCAUGGUGGCAUUUCCAUGAGAGCCAGCUGUGUUCUAGGCCAGAGAGGUACACCCCUGCUUACUUUGGGGGGCACCCUCAUGGGAGCCAGGAAGCCUCUAGGUUUUGCUCGCCACCUGAUGUCUUCAGCCUGUCUCCCCAAGCCUGCCAUCGUAUCGACUGUGUUAGCUUCCGAAAUUCCAUCCCCACCUUUAGUACGUAAGUGCUCUUCCUCCCCACGUGAGAUCUUCUAGGAAGACCACGCCAGCAAGGACGGGCCCACACUCGGGCAGGGCAAACAAAGAACGGACAGCAUUUUUAUUAUAUAUACUCAGCCUGAGCUAAGAAAUUACAAAUAGCCCCCAAAUUUCUGAUAGCUUCACUAGAACUGCUUUCACAGGUAUUCACUUGUCUUUUGCCGUAAAUGAGCUGUCAUUAUCUGGACACGUGGAGAGUAUUGGAGCCUUUGCCAGAAUAUAUCCAGACAGGUGCAGUCUCAUACCUGAAGUUAUGGAUUUGUUCCACUUUGGAUCAUUAACCCACAUUUGGUUGAAAUUAUGUAUCAGUUAGAGAGGAUCUCAGUCUGUGUUCUACAAACUGGACUGAAGUGUGCUACGAGAAUGAUUUAUUGGUGAACUUUUCCUAAUCUUGGGAAAAAUUAUGUUGGUAGGUACAAUUUCCUCUGGUUAAAAUUUUUUACUCCAUAAUUUUCCUUAAAAUUUUGGCGUCUGCCCUUUGCCCUCACAGCUGAUCGGGGGAAUGGCUGAGAAGCUUAGAGCAGUGGCUCCCACACUGGCGCGUGCACCAGGCUCAGCUGGAGGCCUCCCUGGAACAUGCUGGGCCUCGCUCCAGGUUGCCGCUUUCUGUCUCUGACUGUGGCUCUGGGUUGGAACUUAAGGGUUUUCUGUGGAGAGAGGACUUGCUGUUUCUUUGUCUCUUCAUUCUUUCCAGCCCUGGCGGGUGGCUCGGUUGGUUGGAGUGUCGGCCCAUUUAUGAACCUUUUAGCUCGACUUACACUGAAAGCGUGACUCCAUAAUGGGGGGUGUCAUGGGCGUCCUUUCACUCGCACCAUUACCAGCAAACGUAGUCUGUUACACCCUCACUUCCAAACGUCCUUAUAAAUUACAGGGAUCCCUCACUGUCCAAAUCCUUCAGUUCCCAAAUUCAGCUCGUUAACAUCAUAUAGGGAGAGAGACUUCUAUAUGAGCAAAUAGAAUCUCCCAGUUUUUGUUGCCGUUGUAAAGGAACACGAAGGAGGACGUUUUAUGACGGGCUGUUCCUUGGUAAGGUACCCCUGAAUCCUUGAGUGUUGACUUUAAGCUAAAAGUUGUGAUAAAACUGUUGUAGACAAGAGUUAAUAAAUGUCUUUGUAGUUUACUCAUAGAGUUAAUAGAAUGUUACCAAAACAUGUGAUUUGAGCAGAUUAUUGAGCUAUACCUAGAUAUGAGCAUAACAGGAGCAAAGAUGAUUCUUAAUGGUAACUGAAUGAUAAGCAUUUACUGAGCGCUUACUGUGGACCAGUUGCUAUUCAAAGCUCAAGCAGUGAGCAAGUCCCUCUUCAGGGCCUGGGGACGCUGCAGACCUCAGCGUGAUAGGGACGGCCGGGGCUCCGAGGUAGUCUAAAGAGUGGAAACAUUAAUUACUAAAUUACUUUUAAUACUCUGUAUCUUUCUCAGGGGUCUGUGUAGCAUGGUCUUUAUGUAUUUACCUCCCCAUUUUGUUUUGUUUUUCAUAUUUUGUUUCUGUUAGGAGAGAACAUUGAAAUUAUUCUCUAAGCUAUUUGAAGAGAGUGACUAAAUGCACCUGGGUCAGGCUGUCUGUGGGUAUGAAGUGGUUGGGAGAAUCCAAGAACAUGGUGGUGAAUGGCAGGAGAAAUGGAGGCAAGUUGUCUAAUGACCAUCAGCAGAAUCAAUCAAAAUUACAGCACACGGGAAAGGACACCGUGAAGGCUGGCAAAAGCGCAGUGGAGAGGAGGUCGAGCCGAUGCAGUGGCAACUCGGGAUUCGAAGGCCAGAGCCGCUAUGUGCCGUCCUCGGGGAUGUCCGCCAAGGAGCUCUGUGAAAAUGACGACCUCGCCACCAGUUUGGUCCUUGACCCCUAUUUAGGUUUUCAGACACACAAAAUGAAUACUAGCGCCUUUCCUUCGAGGAGCUCAAGGCAUUUUUCAAAAUCUGACAGUUUUCCUCACAACAACCCUGUGAGAUUCCGGCCCAUUAAAGGAAGGCAAGAAGAGCUGAAGGAGGUAAUUGAACGUUUUAAGAAAGAUGAGCACUUGGAGAAAGCCUUCAAAUGUUUGACGUCAGGCGAGUGGGCACGGCACUAUUUUCUCAACAAGAACAAAAUGCAGGAGAAAUUGUUCAAGGAACAUGUGUUCAUUUACUUGCGAAUGUUUGCAACCGACAGUGGAUUUGAAAUACUGCCUUGUAAUCGAUACUCCUCGGAACAAAAUGGAGCCAAAAUAGUUGCAACGAAAGAGUGGAAACGAAAUGACAAAAUAGAAUUACUGGUGGGUUGUAUUGCCGAACUUUCAGAAAUUGAGGAGAACAUGCUACUUAGACAUGGAGAAAACGACUUCAGUGUCAUGUAUUCCACAAGGAAAAACUGUGCUCAGCUCUGGCUUGGUCCUGCUGCGUUUAUAAACCAUGAUUGCAGACCUAACUGUAAGUUUGUGUCAACUGGUCGAGAUACAGCAUGUGUGAAGGCUCUGAGAGAUAUUGAACCUGGAGAAGAAAUUUCUUGUUACUAUGGAGACGGGUUUUUUGGAGAGAACAAUGAGUUCUGCGAGUGCUACACGUGCGAAAGACGGGGAACUGGUGCUUUUAAAUCCAGAGUGGGACUGCCUGCGCCUGCUCCUGUUAUCAAUAGCAAAUAUGGACUCAGAGAAACAGACAAACGUUUAAAUAGGCUUAAAAAGUUAGGUGACAGCAGCAAAAAUUCAGACAGUCAAUCUGUCAGCUCUAACACUGAUGCAGAUACCACUCAGGAAAAAAACAAUGCAACUUCUAGCCGAAAAUCUUCAGUUGGUGUGAAAAAGACCAGCAAGAGCAGAACGUUAACAAGGCAGUCUGUGUCGAGAGUUCCAGCUUCUUCCAGCUCUACCUCAUCUAAGCUCACUCACACGAAUGAUUCCAGGGUACCAAAGAAACCGAAAAAGCCCACAAAGCCUUUACUUUCCAAGGUGAAGUUGAGAAACCACUGCAGGCGGCUGGAGCAGAAGAGUGCUUCGCGAAAACUCGAGAUGGGGAACCUGGUCCUGAAAGAGCCCAAAGUAGUUCUCUACAAAAACUUGCCCAUUAAGAAAGAGAGGGAGCCGGAGGGACCAGGACCGGCCGCAGCGGCUAGUGGGUGCUUGACGAGACAUGCGGCAAGGGAGCACAAACAGAACCCGGGGCGGGGGACCCCGUCGCCCGGGGAGGGCGCCCCCAGCACGUACACGACCAGGCGGUCCGUGCGGACGAGAUUGAAUUUGAAGGAGACCUCGGACAUCAAGCUUGAACCAAAUACGUCGGACGGCUAUGAGAGCAGCCCGGCUGGGCCUUGCCCGGACAGUGGCGAGCAGCUGGCCCCUGUGGCGCAGGAGGGAGAACUGGCGCCUGACGCGCAGAGGGGGGAAGCAAAGUGUCCUCGGAGUGACAGCAUUGCCAAAAAGAAGUCGCGACAAGGGAAACUUGUGAGGCAGUUGGCAAACGCGGAGGACUCCACCCCAGCGCACGAGGCCCCGGGAAGAGCUGGCCCGGUGCCCGACGUGCUGGGGCGCCUCCCGGGCCAGGGCGAGCACAGCGGCUCGGAGGGAGCGCCCGGCGGCUACAUGGAUUGGGCGCCUUCGCCUGUUGACGGCUCGGGGGUGACGUCAGACAGCUUCAGAGCGAAAGACGGCUUCCGAACCGCGAAGAGUAAAAAGAAGAGGCGGAUCACGCGGUACGACGCCCAGCUGAUCCUGGAGAACAGCUCGGGGAUCCCCAAACUGACUCUCCGCCGGCGCCACGACAGCAGCAGCAGGACGCACGACCCGGAGGACGACGGGAUGAGCUCCUCCAAAAUCAGCAUCAAGCUGAGCAAGGACCACGAGAACGACAGCAACCUCUACGUGGCGAAGCUGAACAACGGGUUCACCGCGGGGCCCGGCGGCGGAGCCACGAAGCUGAAGAUCCAGCUGAAGCGGGACGAGGAGGGCCGGGGGCCCUGCCCCGAGGGCCUGCACGAGAACGGGGUGUGCUGCGGCGACCCGCUGUCCCUCCUGGAGUCCAGGGUGCAGGUGGGCGACUACGGCCAGUACGCGGAGCCCAGCACGGACGCCUCGUCCUCGGAGGGGGGCGAGGAGGAGGAGGACUUCGAGGACGACUUCAUCCCCCUGCCCCCCGCCAAGCGGCUGCGGCUCAUCGUCGGCAAGGACUCCAUAGACAUCGACAUCUCCUCCCGGAGGAGGGAGGACCAGUCUCUGAGGCUCAACGCGUGAGCUCGGGCCUCGGCCUGGCCUGGGACGAGCUGUGCGAAGAAGGAAAGAACUCCAGCCUCGUGUCCCCCCAGAACAUUCAGCGGCAGCACUUCUCUCGUUUCUCCACUUAUCAGCGUAACCCGUAGACAGUGUACAGCGUACCGGCUCCUCUGAAGUCCGAUUUGUGCAAGUUUUUAUUGUACUUUUUAAAUAGCUUCUUACGUGCAAUCCCGAGGGAGAGGCGAAGCCCGUCGCGAAGCCCAGGCUCGGGCAGACGGCAGCAACAGCAGCUUUCCACACGGACGUCGGGAGCAGGUGUGGCUGCACAGGCGUUUUUAACUUUAAGAGCAUCGACUGGCUCUUUAAUAUGGGACUAAACCGUAAUUUAAACCAACCACAGUAGCAGCAUAUUCAGAUUUCUAGUACAUGCUAAUAUCACCAGCAGCGGUCUUUGGCUUUUUGGUUUAUUUGCUAGAUGUUCCCCCUCGGAGUUUGGUCAGUGCCACGCUGGUGGCCGGCCGGCGUGCUGCGUGUGGCCCUGGCUCAGCAGCAGACCAUCCGCUGGGAGUCAGGUCGGUUUUUUUAAAAAAAGGCAGCGCCCUGCGCGCCGGCCGGCC
This is a messenger RNA of Miniopterus natalensis, 6667 nucleotides long. It is a transcript of the gene KMT5B, whose product is annotated as lysine methyltransferase 5B. Lineage: Eukaryota; Metazoa; Chordata; Mammalia; Chiroptera; Miniopteridae. The record is from RefSeq and is a predicted model, not a curated record. Gene Ontology annotation, cellular component: nucleus. Gene Ontology annotation, molecular function: protein binding; histone H4K20 methyltransferase activity.